Messenger RNA from Acytostelium subglobosum LB1, 717 nucleotides. RefSeq lists its product as hypothetical. Bases 1 to 717 code for a protein of 238 amino acids. Gene Ontology annotation, molecular function: flavin adenine dinucleotide binding; oxidoreductase activity. Lineage: Eukaryota; Evosea; Eumycetozoa; Acytosteliales; Acytosteliaceae. The transcript has a single exon. The record is from RefSeq and is a predicted model, not a curated record.
AUGCCCAACGAAGUCAACCUUUACUUCACCGGCUGGCGCUCGGGCAACCUGUCCACCCCCUCCGUGGCAUUGUCCUGCUUCUCCAACGGCGCACCCGAGGCUGGCGAGAGCGUGUGUGGCGUGUUCCGCAACAUCAGCGGUAUCCUCCCCACCAGCUUCAGCGUGAGCCUCCAGUCGUUCUACAAGACAGUGGCCAGUGGCACCGACCCCAAGGGCCGUCGCUCAUACACCAAGAACACGUUCCUCUACCAGCUCGACCGCUGGACGAUCCGUGCCAUUCGCCGUGCCCUCGAGCGCUCGCCCAUCACCGACUUCAAGUACAACACAGGCCGCUUGAACCUCUACUGGACGGGCGGCGCCGUCCUCGACCAGGAGAGAAACGCCACUGCCUUUGUGCAUCGCAGCUACCCAUGGAAUGCCGUGUGGCUGAGCAGCUGGGUGUCUGGCGACAAGAGCAAGGCCUACCACGAUUGGAUCAAGCGCACCUACAACUCGAUGCUGGACUACUCCGUGCCCGAGGCCUACCAAAACUACCAAGACGACGAGCUCGACAACUGGGAGCAGAUGUACUACGCCGAGAACUAUCCACGUCUGCGCGAGAUCAAGUCACUCUACGACCCCACCAACUACUUUAGCUAUCUUCAAUCAAUUCGUCCAGUCGAGUCUGACAAUAUCGUCACCUAUGACAUUGAUGAGGAGUAUGAGCCAGAGUAUUAA